Myotis davidii is the source of this 4976-nucleotide messenger RNA. It is a transcript of the gene EBF2, whose product is annotated as early B-cell factor 2. The transcript has 16 exons. The coding region runs from base 465 to 2192 and encodes 575 amino acids. Gene Ontology annotation, biological process: regulation of transcription by RNA polymerase II. The record is from RefSeq and is a predicted model, not a curated record. NCBI's taxonomy places the organism in Eukaryota, Metazoa, Chordata, Mammalia, Chiroptera, Vespertilionidae. Gene Ontology annotation, molecular function: DNA-binding transcription factor activity, RNA polymerase II-specific; RNA polymerase II cis-regulatory region sequence-specific DNA binding.
UCCCCUUCUUUUUACAACUGAUCCUGUUGGGAAUUUUUUUUUUUUCUAAAUUGCAGCGGUGGGGGGGAGCCGGGAGGGUGGGGGACCAGGAGGAAAGGGAGAGAUUAGGCAGUCAUCAAUCUCCUCCUGUUUCUCCCAGAACAGGUGAUGCUUCUAAAUUGUGAUCACUUUCUGCAGGCAGCGCUGCCGCUGGAAGGAUGCGAGCGACCUAGGACCGAGGACCCGAGGCGGCAGAUCUGAACUUGCGGAGGAUAAAACCCAAACUUUAACUGCACCAAUCCGCACCUCACGCGUGAAGCAAACGACGGGUUAUCUUUUUUUUUUUUUUUCAAGAGAGACUCAAACUUCAGUACUUGGUCCCUUUUUUUGGAUUGCUUUGGAGGAAACGGUUUGGUGGCAACGUUGGGAACAGUAAGGACAGCGUGGUAACUCUUAUUUUUAAAGAGACAGAUCAUACUUUUUAAAUGUUUGGGAUUCAAGAUACUUUAGGAAGAGGGCCAGCUCUGAAAGAGAAAUCACUGAGCGCCGAGAUGGAUUCGGUCAGGUCCUGGGUCCGGAAUGUCGGCGUGGUGGACGCCAAUGUCGCGGCGCAGAGCGGAGUCGCCCUGUCCCGCGCGCACUUCGAGAAGCAGCCGCCCUCCAACCUGCGCAAGUCCAACUUCUUCCACUUCGUGCUGGCGCUCUACGACAGGCAGGGGCAGCCGGUGGAGAUCGAGCGCACGGCCUUCGUGGACUUCGUGGAGAACGACAAGGAACAAGGCAACGAGAAGACCAACAAUGGCACCCACUACAAGUUACAGCUCCUCUACAGCAACGGUGUCCGCACGGAGCAGGACCUGUACGUCAGGCUCAUUGACUCGGUCACUAAGCAGCCCAUAGCAUACGAGGGACAAAAUAAGAAUCCGGAAAUGUGCCGAGUUCUUCUGACACACGAAGUCAUGUGCAGUCGAUGCUGUGAAAAGAAAAGUUGUGGAAACCGAAAUGAGACUCCUUCAGACCCUGUCAUCAUCGACAGAUUCUUUUUAAAGUUUUUCCUCAAGUGCAAUCAGAAUUGUUUGAAAACAGCAGGAAACCCGAGGGACAUGAGAAGGUUCCAGGUUGUGUUAUCAACAACAGUGAAUGUGGAUGGACAUGUGUUGGCUGUUUCCGACAACAUGUUUGUUCAUAACAACUCAAAGCAUGGGCGGAGAGCGAGAAGACUGGACCCUUCGGAAGCUACCCCCUGCAUCAAAGCCAUUAGCCCAAGUGAAGGCUGGACCACAGGAGGAGCCAUGGUCAUCAUCAUUGGGGACAACUUCUUUGAUGGCCUCCAAGUGGUGUUUGGGACUAUGCUUGUAUGGAGCGAGCUAAUCACUCCUCAUGCCAUCAGAGUUCAGACUCCUCCUCGACACAUCCCUGGAGUGGUUGAAGUGACUUUAUCUUAUAAAUCCAAGCAGUUCUGCAAAGGAGCUCCAGGAAGGUUCAUUUACACAGCAUUAAAUGAACCCACCAUAGACUAUGGCUUCCAGAGGCUGCAGAAAGUCAUCCCGAGGCACCCUGGUGAUCCUGAGAGAUUAGCGAAGGAAAUGCUGUUGAAAAGAGCUGCGGAUCUCGUGGAGGCCCUCUACGGCACACCGCACAAUAACCAGGACAUCAUUUUGAAGCGAGCCGCAGAUAUUGCUGAAGCCCUCUACAGUGUCCCCAGGAAUCCCAGCCAGAUCCCAGCUCUCUCCAGCUCUCCAGCUCACAGUGGCAUGAUGGGCAUCAAUUCUUAUGGCAGCCAACUUGGGGUCAGCAUCUCAGAGUCAACACAAGGAAAUAAUCAAGGUUACAUCCGCAACACAAGCAGCAUCUCUCCUCGGGGCUACUCUUCCAGCUCUACCCCUCAGCAGUCGAAUUACAGCACCUCCAGUAACAGUAUGAAUGGCUACAGCAACGUCCCCAUGGCCAACCUGGGCGUUCCAGGGUCACCAGGAUUUCUAAACGGCUCCCCCACAGGCUCCCCUUAUGGAAUAAUGUCAUCAAGCCCCACUGUUGGAUCUUCCAGCACGUCUUCCAUCCUCCCAUUUUCCUCUUCAGUUUUUCCUGCUGUCAAACAGAAGAGUGCCUUUGCCCCUGUCAUCAGGCCCCAAGGCUCCCCUUCGCCCGCCUGCUCCAGUGGCAAUGGAAAUGGAUUCAGAGCCAUGACCGGACUUGUCGUGCCCCCGAUGUAAAGAAGAGGAAGAGCUGCUUUCUUAUAGCACAAAACUACUUACUCUGAUGGACCAACAAUGAAGAAAGCACUAUUAGGUCUUUGGGGAGAGUUGUGCCCCCCAAAUGAACGGAUGGACAGAUUUGGGUAUACGAGGAGCUGCUUGUUACCUGGUCUCUCCUUCCUUGUGUAGCUCUGAUGGUGGCUAUACAAACUGACCCUCUUGGGGACAAGGACAAAAGAUGUCAUUGACGUAGUCAGUGCUAAAAGCAGAAAUGCAAUUCUUUGUUAUGAACAUUAUAAGAACCACCUUCCUAUGUUUGUAAAAUAUUUAAAAAAAAUUGGCAAACAAUUCAAGCUUAAUAUUUUGGAUACUAUUUGUUUUUCUUUGUAGGAAAAAAAAAGUUGAAAGUUUCUAUUUUCUAUGAAGCCUUUCAGAUACCAAUUUAGUUUAUGCAGAAAAAAAAACUGAACAAAACAGGGUACCAGCAUGGAAGACUUUCUUAAAAUGAAACCCGAAUUGAAUGACAUGUUGUUGUAUGUGUGUUUGCUUAUAGUUUAAUCUCUUUAAAAAAAGGGAAAAAUUUAAAAUGUUUUACAAUUAUUUAAAUAAAUAAACGUGUAACUUAUUGUAAGUAGAGGUAGAAAUUAAGACCUUUUUGGAAGAGAGGAAGUUCUCUUUCUGAUGUAAAAUGAAACUGAUGCAAACAAGUAGUAACAAGUUUAAAAGAUGUGUGAUUAUUACUGCAGUUACUUACUAGAGUCUUUCCCCCCAGCCUGCAUCCCCUCUUUUUCCAUCAUUUUAUUGACCCAUGGGCAAGAACAAGUACUGAUGUAGAUUCCUACAGAACAGCCCAACAGAAACAGAGAUUCAAAUCCAUGCAAAUACAAAAUACUCAAGCCCAUAAAUUCAUUCCCAUCCCCAUCUGCUUUCUAAAUAGUCUACAAGUCCCUUUUAGUAUUCACUCUGUGUGAAAUUAAAAACAAAAACAAAAAAAACCUUAUAUUAGCUUUCAACAUUGUCCCUUGAGCAGUGCAGAGAAUUCCCAAGUUUUAGUGCAUCCCAGCUUUUCACCGCAGGGAACCAAGUCUCACCUGAAAGAAGAGCCAAAGCCACGUGACUUUCCCCACCCAGCCGCCCCUUAGGUCUUCACAGAACCAUGCACUCCGUCCUCUUGGGUUCCCUGGCUCAGCACUGAGGUAGAAGCCCCACAGAACUUCAGAAACAGGUGAAUCUGUUCCUUGUACUCUUAGAAUGUCAAGUUCUUUCUUCUCUCUUUUAGAUUUCCCCUCUCACGGCAUUAACUCUCUUUGAAAAAGUAUGUAUCCAACUUGACACAGUUUCCAGGCCAAGAAUGGGAUGGGGUAUGAAGAGAAAUGUUAAAAGCCCCAAAUCCUUCUCCUGGUGUUAAAAAAAAGGAAACCCAGAUUUUUAGCAGGGUCAGAGAUUGGGGACAUCUGUGUCCCAAGCAGCCCGGUUACCCAGGGCUGCAGUGGGCUGUCCGUAGUUCUGGGAGUGGCUCUGAGGGGGAGAAACAUUGCAGGAGCCUCUGUGAUCCUGGGGAUGCAUCCAGACUUAUUUGGAUUGCCAAUAAGGAUCUCAUUUUUUUCCAGGUCAGGGUUUUCCUUGUUGACUCAUUGGCACAUAAUAUCGUCUAUACACAGACUCCAGUUUGGGUUUCUAACAUUAGAAAUUGAUGCAGCUCUCAUGGAAAAACACCUUUAGUGCAUCUGAGCCAAUUUUAGAUGAUACAUGCCCACAACUACUCAACCCCAUCAGUCUUAUUUGCCUAUAAUCUAUUCUGGAAUUACCCAAUAUGACCCAAAUAUUAUUUCUAUGCACAGGAGAAUCCAAGGUUUUGGAGACCUGACAUGCUCAUAACUUUUGCUGACAGUCCCUCACAGUCAGGCUUGAAGCGCCAAAAUAUAGGGAAACGCACGAGAGAAAGUUCCCUAGUGAAAAAUCGUAUGGGAAGGGAAAGUGUGUAGAACACAAACAUUACCAUCCAGAAGGGAAGGCAGAACAAAGUCAAGCAUGUCUAGACCUGGAUUUGAGCCAAUCCAACAUAAGGAAAUGUUUUUUUAAAGUAGCAUUGCUUUUAGAAUCUGUGAAUUUUGCUCUUGCAUGAAGAUGAGUGCAGUACUGUCUUCAACAUGAUUGUAGAAUUUGUUGGUAGCUUUACACCGAAAAUAAUGUGUGUAACUAAAUACCAGACACCUUGACCAUUCAGCUAGAACCUUGGCAGCAACAGAUUUAUUUAAUUGUAUAAAUGUGUGUAAGGAUUAUUUUUAGUGUACUAAUAAAUUUCAAACAAAGCUACUCUGUCCUGUUUAGUCAUUGCUGUUGAAUCAUUCUGGUCCCAGGUUAUUUUUGUGCCACUUGGAAGACAAGUAUUUCUAUAGGUAACUACAAGUUCUAUCCUAUCUUUAUAAGAGGAGCUGUGUAAGAUUUUUUAUUUAAAGGGACAAUUUACUUCAUUAUUUAUCUCACUUUUUUUGUUAUAACAUCGUAUUUUUCCCCAGUUUUUCUUUGCACAUUUCAAUAUGCAUGGUUUAAAAACCAUUAUCUUCUCUACCUUUUGUACAGUAAGGUCUCAUUUUCAAACUGUAUAGUUACCUUUUUCUCAUUUUGCUUUGUCAGUUAUAUACGGUAUAAAGUUGCUAUGCACAGAGCUUUUUGUAAAGACAGCUUUUUUGUUUACUGUUUUUAAUGGUCUUACUUAUGAAAGAAUAUCUUGUUUGUAAAAUGAAUAUGCCUACUUCAGUUUUAAACUUUAAAUUAUCCUAACAAAAAAUAAAAUUUUUG